AGCGUCUAAUAAUGGUGUCAUCCACUGUCAUGGCGUCUCUGGGCCACUAGUGCUUGUUAGAGUUAGCCUUGUCAUUGUGUCAGUUUAGUCUUUUUUUAGGUAUAGGCUUUUGUGACGAUUUGGCGAACGUUCAUGGUUAGACGUCGAAUCUCGAUUUCUCCAUAAGUCAACAUGGCGGGUUCUAGCACGGCCCAGAAAACAUGGGAGCUCACGAACAGCAUGCAGGAAGUUCAAAGCAUAGAUGAAAUUUACAAAUAUGACAAGAAGCAGCAGCAGGAGAUCCUCGCAGCGAAGCCGUGGACGAAGGAUCAUCACUACUUCAAGUACUGCAAGGUAUCAGCCUUGGCCCUCCUGAAGAUGGUGAUGCAUGCCAGGUCAGGGGGCAACCUGGAGGUGAUGGGCCUCAUGCUGGGGAAGGUGGAUGGAGAGAGCAUGAUCAUCAUGGACAGCUUCGCCCUGCCUGUGGAAGGCACAGAGACCAGAGUAAACGCUCAGGCUGCGGCCUAUGAAUACAUGGCCGCUUACAUUGAGAAUGCCAAACAGGUUGGCAGGCUGGAGAACGCCAUCGGCUGGUACCACAGUCACCCAGGUUACGGAUGCUGGCUCUCCGGCAUCGACGUCAGCACUCAGAUGCUCAAUCAGCAAUUUCAGGAGCCAUUUGUGGCAGUGGUGAUCGACCCCACUCGGACUAUUUCUGCGGGGAAAGUCAACCUGGGCGCCUUCAGGACAUAUCCAAAGGGCUACAAGCCUCCUGACGAAGGACCCUCAGAAUAUCAAACAAUCCCUUUGAACAAGAUAGAAGACUUUGGUGUGCACUGUAAACAGUAUUAUGCCUUGGAAGUAACGUAUUUUAAGUCAUCCCUCGAUAGAAAGCUGCUGGAACUCCUUUGGAAUAAAUACUGGGUCAAUACUUUGAGUUCCUCAAGUCUUCUUACGAACUCUGAGUACACCACGGGCCAGGUGUUCGAUCUGUCAGAGAAGCUGGAGCAGUCGGAGGCCCAACUGGGCCGAGGCAGCUUCAUGCUCGGCCUCGACACACACGACAGGAAGUCAGAGGACAAACUGGCCAAGGCCACUCGAGACAGCUGCAAAACGACCAUAGAAGCAAUUCACGGUCUGAUGUCUCAAGUCAUUAAGGACAAACUCUUCAAUCAAAUCAACACUUCUGGCAAUUAAAACCACAACUCCAAUUUAGAGUGCACAUUUUGUUGAGUUGUAUUGCCAUUGGCACAAUUGUAUGUUUUUCAGCAUCUGUCCCAAAUCCUAUAUUUUUUUUUCAUUUGAUGGUUGUUGCCAUUUAAACCUUACAGUAGUCAAGUACAAACAUUAAAAACUGUGGUAGAAAUUA
This is a messenger RNA of Nerophis ophidion (straightnose pipefish), 1348 nucleotides long. RefSeq names its product COP9 signalosome complex subunit 5. NCBI's taxonomy places the organism in Eukaryota, Metazoa, Chordata, Actinopteri, Syngnathiformes, Syngnathidae. The transcript has 8 exons. Gene Ontology annotation, molecular function: metallopeptidase activity; protein binding; deNEDDylase activity. The coding region runs from base 172 to 1176 and encodes 334 amino acids. Gene Ontology annotation, cellular component: COP9 signalosome; cytoplasm. The record is from RefSeq and is a predicted model, not a curated record. Gene Ontology annotation, biological process: protein deneddylation.